Molecule: messenger RNA, 948 nt
Organism: Micromonas commoda
Lineage: Eukaryota; Viridiplantae; Chlorophyta; Mamiellophyceae; Mamiellales; Mamiellaceae
Exons: 1
Biological process (GO): microtubule-based movement
Molecular function (GO): microtubule binding; ATP binding; microtubule motor activity
Source: RefSeq, a predicted model, not a curated record
UUCUCGUUCGACAGGGUGUUCGGCCCGGACUCCACUCAGUCCGACGUGUACGAGGAGGUGUCGCCGGUGGUCAUGGGGGUCCUGGACGGGUACAACGCGUGCGUUUUCGCGUAUGGGCAAACCGGGUCUGGCAAGACGCACACCAUGGGAGGCCCCGACGGCGCGUCGCAGCACGAGGAGCUCGUGGGCAUCAACGACAGGGCACUGACUGAGCUGUUCGAGACUGCCAGAGCGAGGGGUGAGACGGACGGGGUGGCGUACACGAUCGCGGUGGAGAUGAGGGAGAUUUACAACGAGCAGGUGAGGGACCUGCUGAGGCGGACCGAUAAGGACGCCACCUGGAACGGGGUCACGGAGCAGCCCAGGUUCCACGAGAGAAGACCGACGACGUCUUCGGAGGGCACGGACGACUCGGACGUCGAGGUGACGAGGGUGACGGCGAGGGACGCCGCGCACGUGCUCGAGAUUAUGGCGGAGGGAACCGCGAGGAGGGCCAGCGGCGAGACAAAGAUGAACGAGAGGUCGAGCAGGAGUCACUCGGUGGUUACCGUGUACGUGGAGGGUUCAGACGCCGCGAUGGGCGCGGUCAAGACGGGCAGGCUACACCUGAUCGACCUCGCGGGGUCCGAGCGCGUCGCCAGGUCGGAGGCUACCGGCGACAGGCUCAAGGAGGCGCAACACAUCAACAAGAGCCUCAGCGCCCUGGGUGACGUCAUCGCCGCGCUGCUCGAAAAGCGCACGCACGUCCCGUUUCGCAACUCGCAGCUCACCAGGCUUUUGUCGGACUCGUUGGGGGGUAACUCCAAGGUUGUGCUCCUCGCGCACGUCUCCCCGGAGGCUGCGUCGCUCCCCGAGACGCAGUCGACUCUGCUGUUUGCGCAGCGGUGCUCCCAGGUUGAGCUCGGCAAGGCGAAGGUGAACGCGACUGGCGGCGGUGGAUCGAGCGAG